UUGUUGUAUUUCUUAGUCAGCUGAGUAAUUUCUUAAGCAUCUGAUUAUCACUCGUUAAGUUAAAAUAAUUCUAUUAGAUAUUAAAAUGAUUGUUGAUAUUGAAAAAAGAAAAUUUGUACAUAAUUUAAAUUGACAGCAGAAUAUUUAUAGUACUCAAGAUGUAAAAUAGAGCAAAAGACAUAGUUACAUUUCAUGACCUUCUAAUCAUAAGCGUGAAAAAGGUUGAUUAACUAAUGAUGUCGGUGGAGUCCCGUAAGCGAUGGCAAAAGUGUCUAUAUGAGAAUGCAGAAUACGAUGAUAAUUACACGGAUCCUAGUUUUUUAAAAGAUUUAAAAACAAAUUUGAACGUUCGCUUCUUCACUUUUGAGGAGGCUAUUAAGGGCAUCACUCGGCUAAAUAAUCAAAUUUCAUGUAUAACCAUAUUCUUGGUUAUUUUUUAUAUGCUUUAUAGUGAGUUGGUUACACCAUCUGACGUUUUGGUAGUAACUGGCUUGUUCACAUCAGUGGGGUACAUAUUUUACCGUGGCCAGAAACUUUUCGAAGUUCAAUACCUUUUAGAGGAUUCAAAAACACUAUUGGCUGUGUUGGUAUUCGGGUAUCUCUUCGCACCUUUACUACAUCGUCUUACCAAUGCUAUAAGCACUGACACAAUAUUUUCGAUGACGUUCUUUGUUCUACUUCUCAAUCUGAUUUUCUGUGAUUACGGACUAUCAGCGGCAUUGGUAUCAAAAGCGUUAUCAUUGAAUGCAGCAAUAUUUGCAUCCAUUUGCCUCGCGUCUCGACUUUCAACCGCAUUCCAUGCAUUUGUUUUGCUUGUAGAAUCAUCUGUAUUUUUUGUGCUCUAUCCUAUUUUUACAACUCUAUACUGGCGUUGGUACUUUCUCUUGCCAAUUUUUUUGCUUUGUUGUCAUUUACUGUAUAACAUUUCAUUUAAUAUUUUCAUUAUUUACGCUCUUUUUACUGGGUUUAUUAAUAUUGUUUGUCCAUGUAUUUUUGUGGCCCAACAACGAUAUAAAUACAAUAUUCAUGGCCCAUGGGAUGAAGCUAUCGUUGAGGAAAAUACGGACAAUACGAUUAAUGAUAAGUUAUAGUGAAUUUAUUUCAAUCUAAAUGGCAUUGCAAUAAAAAACAGAUUUAAUUCAGAACUUAAAAAAAGUCUUAGUAUUUUUUAUGCGGCCGCUGCAGGCGAGUGCGUGGUUUCGGCCCAAAUAUAAAAAAAUAUAGAAAAUUUAUUUAAAUAAAAAGUUAAACUAAAUUUUCUAAUUGCGGUCGCCCUUCGGCAGGGGAUGUCAACCCCUCCGAUUGUAUUUCUGAUAUGAAAUAAGGUUCCUCAUAAAAAAACCAUCAGCCGUUCAAAUAAUAACAAGACAACGAACCUUUGUGGGUAUCCGUUUUGUGAAAAAUUUAUUAUAAAUAUGUAUGUAUGUAUUUACAACGAAGUUUUAAAUUCAAAUGUCACAAAAGUAAACAUUUUUAUAUUUCUUAAAUCUAAAGUUUACGCACACGUUUAUAUAAUAUUAUAUAUAUACAUACAUCCAUAUAUGUAUGUAUAUCUACUGUAGAACUACCAAUAUCUAAUCCUUAAUAGAAGCAAUUUUGUUCUCAUUUAAGAAUAGUCUAAUAAUGUAACGAUGAAUACUUAAUUGAAAUAGAAUGAAUAAACAAUUUAUAAUUCUUCUACUAAAUUUAGAUGAAGGUUCUUUUAACAUUCACUAAUUGCACCUAUCCAAUUCUGGCUAUUACUUUAACAUAGUACUAACUUAGUCGUUUUUGUAUACAUGUAAUGCUUGCUUAUAAGUGUGUACGAAUUCAUAUACAUACAUAUCAUUAAAAAGUAAAUGCUGCUUUUUAAUCUAUGCGAUUUGAUGUUUUUUCAAUCUUUGGUUCGAUAAUAUGAAAACGAAUUCGUUACAAGAUAAUAGCACUAAUACAAUAAGAAAAUUUUAAUGAUGGAUAAAUUGCCAAUACUUCAAAGAUAUUGAACAAUAAUAAAGGCGAAAUGUAAAUAAAAAA
Molecule: messenger RNA, 2013 nt
Organism: Ceratitis capitata (Mediterranean fruit fly)
Lineage: Eukaryota; Metazoa; Arthropoda; Insecta; Diptera; Tephritidae
Gene: PIG-C
Product: phosphatidylinositol N-acetylglucosaminyltransferase subunit C
Exons: 2
Coding region: 234-1091 (285 amino acids)
Biological process (GO): GPI anchor biosynthetic process
Cellular component (GO): glycosylphosphatidylinositol-N-acetylglucosaminyltransferase (GPI-GnT) complex; membrane
Source: RefSeq, a predicted model, not a curated record